Messenger RNA from Syzygium oleosum, 1210 nucleotides. RefSeq names its product disease resistance protein L6-like. The transcript has 4 exons. NCBI's taxonomy places the organism in Eukaryota, Viridiplantae, Streptophyta, Magnoliopsida, Myrtales, Myrtaceae. The record is from RefSeq and is a predicted model, not a curated record. Gene Ontology annotation, biological process: signal transduction. Bases 256 to 1131 code for a protein of 291 amino acids.
AGAAGCGUCGUCCCUCGCAACUAUGAUGUGUACUUGAGCUUCAAAGGUGGAGACACAGGCACCGGCUUCACAGAUUUCCUCUACAACAGCCUGGUAGCUUCUGGGGUCCAUGUGGUCAGAGAUGAAGACGCACUCCAAGUCGACCAGGAGAUAGGCCCGGAACUUCUGUGGGCCAUCAGGACUAGUAGAAUCGCGAUUCCCAUCAUCUAAGAGCAGUAUGCGCAGAGUAAAUGGUGUCUCCGCGUGCUCGCCGAGAUGAUGGAUUGCCACAGAAAGCAUGGCAAAUCAGUCUUCCCUGUAUUCUAUAAGGUCCUUUUUGCUGAUGUAGUUCGCCAACGCGGUAACUUUGAAGAGGCUUUAUGGAAACAUGGGAAGCAGUGCAGCUCAGAAGAAGUGCUAGAAUGGCGGGAAGCGCUGAGUUCUGUAGCAUGGAUCAAAGGAUGGAUGUCACAUACCAUUGCUAAUGGGCAUGAAGGAGAGCUGGUGAAAACAAUGGUAGCAAAAGUUUUGAGUGAAUUGAAGACAUCGUGGAUUGAACGGCACCCCAUGUUCAUAAGAUCAGUGUAUCUUUGCUUUUCCGAGAAGAAAAGAAGACAAACUAAAUGGCAAGUGUUCUUGACCUUUCGUGGCCCUGAUACUCGACGCGGCUUUGCUGCUUACCUCUACAUCAGCCUUGUGGCUGCAAAAAUCAAAGUGUUCAGCAAUUACGAUCCCUCCCUCAUAGGUACAUAUGUUGGUUGUGAGAUUCAGAAUGCCAUCGAUCACUGCAAGAUAUCUAUUCCUAUUCUCUCCGAAAAUUAUGCCUCCUCUCAUUAUUGCCUCGAUGAGCUAGCUCAAAUGGUCGAAUGCAAGAGAACAAAGGGGCAAAAAAUAUUGCCCAUCUUCUAUAAAGUGAAGCCCUCGAACGUGCGGGACGUAUCGCAUCGUUUUGGAGAGGACAUGCUUCUACAUAAGGAGCUCGUCAAUGGAGUUACUUAUGAGCGGUGGGAGAGAGCUCUCAGGGAGGUUGGGUCCUCCAAAGGAUGGGUAUCGGAGAAAAUCGCCAACGGGCACGAAGGGGUACUCGUGAAACGGGUGGUCAAGGAGGUUUUGAGGUUGUUGAACAAUCCUCAAACACGAGACAUCCACUGAAUUUUUGGAUGUCUCGUGUGCAAAUUUGACAAGUCUGCUCUAAUUACAGAUAGAGAGAGGAUUUGAAGAGAUGCGUGAA